UUGUUGUUGUUGUUGGUUCAUCAUUUUAUGAUUGGCAUUCCAUUGUUACAGAACACGAUACAGAAUAUUUUCUCUUGUUUUUUUUCUUGUUUUAAUACGUGUAUGUCACGUUAACCAUUCAUUUGCCAUACACACCCAAUACACACACAAAAAACUGCUUUCUUCUUUUUAAUGAUUUUCUUAGAUCUAAAAUCUAAUAAAGAAUCGACGAAUAUUGCCAUCAAAAUUCAUUUUUUUUCUUUUUUUUGAAUAUUUUACAUGAUGAAAAUUUUCAAAAAUUUAUCAACCAUAUUCAUAAAACAAUCGAUUAUCAACGAUAUAUCGAUAAAUAUUCAUAAUGAUUCCGAAAAAUAUCGACAGUAUUUACAUUCAAAAAAUAGAAUUUUAGCUAUUAAUUUCAGUAAACAUAUUGUUCAAUGGAUAACUUUUUCUGCAUUAUUUAGUUGGUUAACAUGGCCAUCAUCAUUAUCAUUCAUAUCAAAAUGCACACAAGUCCAAGCACAACCUAUUUCGCCAAUUUUAGUUGAAAAUCAACAACAAUGGCCAUCAUCAAUAUUACCAUCAUCAUCUUCAUUAUCAUUAUCAUUAAUAUCAUCAAUAUAUCGAUGCAAUAUGACUACAUAUCCAGAAAAUAAUGGUUGCCAUCCAUUAGCAGCUAGUUGUGAUCAAGAAUCACAACUAUGUAUCUGUUCAUCAAACGAACAACAAACAUUCGAUUCCAAUAUCGAUAUCUAUAAUAAUGUUUAUGAUGAUAAUAUUAGUAAUAAAAAACAACGACAUUAUGAACAUAAACGUAUUGAUAUUUAUCAAUGUCUGCCACGAAAAAAACUUGGACAAUCAUGUCAACAUAGUGCACAAUGUUAUUCAAUGAUUAUUGGUUCGGGAUGUUAUCGACAAAAACAACAACAACAUGAACAACAACAAACAUUUGUCAAUGAUGAUCAUUGGAAAUGUUCAUGUGCAUUUGGAUUCAAAGAUGAUCAGAAACAAGAAUGUUUAAGCGAAUUAACUAUGGAAAUCGAUGAUAUUCGUGAACGAUGUGAUCAAACGGAUGGUUAUCUAUGGAUACCGAUUUUACGUAAAUGUGUUGCGAAUCGAAUUCAAUACUCGAUGCGUGUUGGACGUGCCGGUGGUGGAAGAGGUGGUGGUGGUGGUGGAAGUGUUGGACGAUCAACUGGUUCACGAUCUUGGUUCAGUAAUCGUCGUAAUGGUACGAUACAAAUUGCUACUGCAAAUCAUCAUUUGAUCAUUUUAAUGAUAACUAUAAUGUUUAUAACUAAAAUGGUAUUUGUAUGGUAGAUUAUUUGUUUCCAAACCAAAUUUAAGUUUGUUGUUACCAAUUCUCUUGUAUAUAAAAAUAAUCAAUUUUAUUUCAAGUUAUAGAAAAGUUUUACCUUUCAUUUUCUGCCUAAACGAACAAUCACCCAUUUAAAACACACACACCUCUUA
Messenger RNA from Dermatophagoides pteronyssinus (European house dust mite), 1449 nucleotides. RefSeq lists its product as uncharacterized. The record is from RefSeq and is a predicted model, not a curated record. NCBI's taxonomy places the organism in Eukaryota, Metazoa, Arthropoda, Arachnida, Sarcoptiformes, Pyroglyphidae.